CUAAACACCCGACAUCAUCAGGUAACUCACACUUAUCGAUAUGAAUUGGGGGUUAGUUUUCGUAGUCACGUUUGCAAAUCUUUUUGCUUCAAAAUCAACUCGAGCUGAACCCGAGGAGAUUCAGAAUUCCCCCGUCGUUCACACCGAGUCUGGAGCAGUUAUCGGUAAAAUUGAAGUCCUUCCAAACGGUAAAUCAGUGUAUGAGUAUCUUGGUAUCCCAUAUGCAGAGCCUCCAGUUGAAGGGUUGAGGUUUGCAGCUCCAAAGCCCAUCAAACCUUGGACGGGGAUAAAACAAGCCACUGAGUUUGGAGCAACUUGUGGACAACCGGCAUUGAACUAUCCUAAUGCCGGCCUUUUUCAUCCAGGGAGUGAUGAAGAGGACUGUCUUUUCCUGAACGUUUUCGUUCCAUCGACAAUUAAACCCGACGAAAAGAUGGUUGUGAUGGUUUUUAUUUAUGGCGGUGGAUACACGGAAGGUUCCUCUUCUUCGUACCCUGGUGCAGUCUUGGCCGCCUUCAAUGAUGUAAUUUUUCUGUCAUUUAAUUACCGAAUAGGAAUACUGGGAUUUUUCAACGUUCCUGGCACUGAUAUCACAGGAAAUUAUGGGAUGCUGGAUCAGGUUCUGGCAUUGAAGUGGGUUCAAAAUAACAUUGCGAGUUUAGGUGGCGAUCCAAACAAAGUGACCAUAUUUGGUGAAAGUGUUGGGGGAAAUAGUGUCUCCCUCCAUUUAAUCUCGCCAUUAUCCAAAGGCCUCUUUCAAAGAGCCAUCAUACAAAGUGGCGCAGCCUCUUCGCCUUUAUUUUGUGGAAAAGUCACUCAGCCAAAACAGUUGGAACUUUUUGCAAAGGCUAUAAACUGUCCCUUCACUUUGGGGUUAAGUUUGGUGGAGUGUGCACGAGGUAAAUCAGCUAAUGAAAUCAUCAAAGGACAGGAAGGAGUUUCUCAUGCUAAUUAUCAUGGCCCACUUGACAUCUUAGCUCCUGUAGUUGAUGGCCACUUUCUGCCAGAUCUGCCUGAAAAUCUGUUUAACACCGGCAAAUUUCAUUCAGAAGUUGACGUAAUUACUGGUUUCACUGACAACGAAGGUGCUAUGAUGGCCAUGUUCUUGCCACAACUGGUCCAAAAUGGAACGAGUCUGGACACCUUCAAAUAUCUUGUAACGAAAGGAUUGCUUUAUGCUCGGGAAAAGAGUAAACUAAUAGAGGACUUUAUCUUAUUCGAGUAUACUAACCAUGCAGACCCCGAUGACAAGGCUGCCCAUCGACAAUCAUUGAUGGACGUCAUUGGUGAUGCAUAUUUUGUAGCGCCUGCCCUACUUGAAGCCAAUGCUUUAGCAAAGGGAGGGAGGCCGCCAUUUGUAUACGUUUUCGAUUACCAGGCAGUCUUCUCGCCUUUGCCUGAGUGGUUUGGAGCUGUGCAUGGCAUGGAUGUCCCGUUUGUGUUCGGUGCACCUUUUCAAAGCUUGUCGGAACCGAUCAUUGAUAAGCUGGCAUCAAGAUUUUCUGACAUUGAAAAAGGGCUGAGCUUGUAUGUCAUGAAAAUGUGGACGGACUUUGCCAAAUAUGGGUUCUUUGUAGAAUCUUUAGCUUUUCCUGUUCAAACACAUGAAAGUUAUGAUCGUAAUUCAAACACAGUAUUGCACCACGCACCUUAUUUCAAGAGUAAGACUCGACUCCUUCGAUUUGCCUAUCUUGAAUUGAUAACCGGAAGAGGUGAAAUACCGAAAAAGCAUAUGUGUCCCAACGAGACGUUACGUCUGGAAUGUAGAGAACUGAAAUCUUCGAAUGAAUACAUCAAAUGGAAAGUUUGGGAUUCUAACAGCUUGAAAUUUAUUGAGAUUGCUUAUUGCAACAAUUCCCAGAAAUGUACUCUUCUGAGUCAUUCACAGGAGUUUGACGGAAUAAUUGUUAAAGGAGUAUCCAAAGAAAGUCUCAUCAUAAAACGGUCAACACGAGAGGCAAAGAAGAGAAACGUGACCUUUACAUGCGAGGUCGAAUAUGGAAGUCGAACCACUAAUAACCCAGUUGUGAUUGAUCUUUCCACCAAAUGUAUCUGGGCCCAAGAGGGAAGCGAUGUGAACCUGACUCACCACUUAAUCAAGAUGGUGCGGCAAUGGACACGAGUAGAGGACCUUUAUAUCAGAAGUAUGCCAGAUGCAAAGGAAGCAAUUGCGUAUUGCACAAGUACGCAAUGCAAAGUACUAGAUCAUAGCUGGCCGGGGUUUCGAGACAGAUUUAUUCUGAAUAGUAAUGCCGUGAUGCUUAAAGGAAUAAAAGGAGGAGAUGAUGGCCUUGAGAUGAAAAUUGUGAUUCGCUGGAGAGGUGAGCGGCAAGAGCACUUCACGCUCAAGAUUCGCCUGAGAGAAGAAAUACCCGAAGGGACAAAUCGCAUCAAGUCUAACUCUAAUCAAACUUUCACAGAACUGGUUAGAGGCUUUGAAAACUCAACCGUCGUGCAGAUAGAGUCUGGAAAAAUUGUCGGCAAGAUUGAAAGCCUCCCACUUGGCAAAUCAGUCCUCACUUAUCUUGGGAUCCCAUUUGCCGAGCCUCCUGUGAAUGAAUUGAGGUUUGCUGCUCCAAACCAGGCCAAACCAUGGACAGGGAUCAGACAAGCGACAGACUACAAAGCUGCAUGCCCUCAGCCAGAUUUUCCAAUACCUAAUGUCAGAGUUGGAGAAGUGGACGAAGAUUGCCUUUACCUGAAUGUUUUUUUACCGGCAUCCACUACAAAAGCCCGCGACAGGAAAGCAGUCAUGGUUUGGAUUCAAGGCCACAACUUCACAUUCGGUUCCUCGGCUCAUUAUCCGGCCCAUAUCUUGGCUUCAUUGAACGACGUGAUCGUGGUAACUUUUAACUACAGGCUUGGAAUAUUAGGAUUCCUGAACAUCCCUGGCACGGACUUAAAGGGAAAUUAUGGAAUGCAAGAUCAGGUGAUGGUAUUGCAAUGGGUCAAUAAAAACAUUGCAAGUUUUGGUGGAGAUCCCAACAAAGUGACCAUAUUUGGUGAGGGUGCUGGGGGAAUUAGUGUCUCCCUUCAUCUUAUUUCUCCGUUGUCCAAAGGAUUGUUUCAAGGAGCCAUAAUUCAGAGCGGCUUUGCUACGUCACCUAUACUUAGAGGUAAUGGGGCAAGCACUCACACCUUGAAGGAAUUGAAGAAAGUCGCUAAAUGCGGGCCAGACAUGGAACUCACUCGUUGUUUACGGAGCAAAAGCCCGGCGGAAAUUAUUGAUACUCAAACAAGGUUUUCAUCGCUUUUCCCCACUGAGAUAUCAGCAGAAAUUACCACGCCUGUUCCAGAUGGAGAAUUCCUUCCUGAAUUUCCCCAGAAGCUUUUCAAAGAAAGACGAUUUCCUGACAAAAGUGUUAACGUCAUGAUAGGGCUUACUUCACACGAAGGAGCUCUUGAUUUGGUCCUAGAGGCGGGAAAUCUCGCCCAUGUCGACACAAAUGAGUUUGAAUUUACCAUAAAACGUUCACUUGGUCUAUGGCAAAACAGAGAUCGACAUAGAGUUAUAGAAGAGCUGGUCAAGUAUCGAUACACAGACCAUAAUGAUCCUAGCAACAAAACUGCCAUCAGGGAAAUGAUGCUGGAGUUUGAAAGCGACUUUAAAUAUCUAGCGCCGGCAAUGUUUGAGGCCAGUGCUUUAGCGGAGACGAGAGAGAGAACCUACCUCUACGUAUUUGAGCAUCGUCCGGACUUUACGCAGUUCCCGGCAUGGGCUGGGACAGUUCGCGGGAUGGAUGUCUCUUUUGUGUUCGGAGCACCAUUUAAGAAGCUUUCCUCUUUAAUCGACUAUUUCACGCCCAGAUUUUCCGAAAUCGAAAAGGGAUUCAGCCUAUACAUGAUGAAACUGUGGACGGAUUUUGCCAAAUUUGGAUCUCCUACUCCUCCCGGUUCUUCGAAAAUCACAUGGCGACAAUUUACCAAAGACGAGCAGUUUUACGUAGCCCUCGACGUGAAACCGAGGCUGAAGCAACGCUUUAGAGCCAGCCAAGUAGCUUUUUGGAAUGUCACAAGUAAGAUUGGUAGAAGAGGACGCAAAGGAAAGACGACUCCCAGAUCUUAUUUGUAACUAAUCCGAUCCAUUAAAGGAAAACUGAUAACUGACAUAGUAAGUGAAAAACGCUAACGUUAGUUUAAAGCAAAUCGUUAAUUGACAACUCAAAAAGAAAUUCUUUUUUUUUAAUUAUAGAUAACUCCACCGUGUAUACAAUGUGUUUUCAGUUAAAGUGUGUCAAAGACUGAUUAUCAGAAUAGUUGUGAGGGAAACAGACAGAGGGAAAUAGUCUCGGACCGCCGAAAUCUACAUGCUUGGUCGAGUGCCACUUGUUAUAAGCCAAAAAAAAUGGUAAAGGAGUUCAAUUUUCGCGAAUAAUAAUAAUUCCGUAGUUAGGAACUCAUACUCCUGGCAUACUCUCUCUCUUUCUCUUUUAAUAAUUUAGGUCAAUUACAUCUAAUAUCAAAAUAAUCUUAAAUUUUUUGUUUUGUUACGAAACCCUAUAUAAAAAGAAACUGCAUAAGGUGUCUUGAAUAAAACAUUAGUAUGAUUUGAUGCACUGAUGACGCGACAACUUAUUUUGUCUAUGCGAAUAAUUGAUUUUACCAUGAAAGCACAAUUCAAUGUUCCAUCUCUCAUUAAGGUUUAAGGUUGCCAUUUUUCAUUAAUAUAUUUCGUUUUGCCGGCUGACCACCGUCGAAAGCUUGAAUAAAAGCAAUAAUUAAAAGUGUCCAAUUGAUCAACAAUUGCUUUUGACCCGGAAGACGUUGAGGUGCUUUAAAGGCUUUCCUGUAAGUAUGAUAAAGUUCAAAUCGCUGAAAGAUGAUCUGGAGGAAUGGCGAUGAUGAUGUAAAUGAAGAUGUUAAAUUUUAAGUCCGGUGAUCUUUAAAUGAAAGAUAAUGUUAUUCAGAGAUUGGCACAGACAUGCUCGGAAGAAAAGAACUCCCAGUGCUUCCAAUAGGGGUCGAACUUGGGAUAUAGAUAUUCCAAUAGGGGUCGAUCUUCCGGAAAAUACUUCGUAUGCUCUACCACUGAGCUGUAGGAGAAUCGUGGCAAGUUAGGUCGUUUACCUAGGUCCAAGAAGACAACCUUCUUGAAUACCGCUACGAUAGGAAUGUCGAUACGUUAUGCUUCUGCAAAACGACAACGUACUGAUGAAUAGUAAUCGAAAGAUCGUAAGAUCGACGAGUUUGCCUGUGUCAUUCGAUGAAUAACGUAAUCCUUUAACAGGAAUGUUAAAGACAUGAUUGCUCAUACGCAGUCUUACAACGUUUCAGAGCACGCUCACAACACGCUCACGCUGCGAUACCGAGUAAAGGUUGAUAAUCGUGAUCACCAUAGUUAACCACGCAAUGAAAAGAUAGUUACUCAGAUAAGAUUCCACUGGUAAAUCAAAGGUGACAUACAAAUGUAUGCAGUUAUU
Molecule: messenger RNA, 5420 nt
Organism: Pocillopora verrucosa
Lineage: Eukaryota; Metazoa; Cnidaria; Anthozoa; Scleractinia; Pocilloporidae
Source: RefSeq, a predicted model, not a curated record